Bufo gargarizans (Asiatic toad) is the source of this 1070-nucleotide messenger RNA. RefSeq names its product death associated protein (gene DAP). The record is from RefSeq and is a predicted model, not a curated record. Bases 189 to 560 code for a protein of 123 amino acids. Lineage: Eukaryota; Metazoa; Chordata; Amphibia; Anura; Bufonidae. The transcript has 5 exons. Gene Ontology annotation, biological process: cellular response to amino acid starvation; apoptotic signaling pathway; negative regulation of autophagy. Gene Ontology annotation, molecular function: death domain binding.
AAAUAGCGCCCCAGUGCAGCCACGUAGACAGGAGGGCAUUCGCUGCGGGCGGGCUCUUGGAAGCCUGAAAGAAGUGGGAAGCAGCGAACAAAAUGAAAGUUGGGCGGGGAUUGGAUCCAGAAAGCAGGGAUCUGCUGCGCCUUUAGGUGGCUGCUGUUAGAAGGAGAAGGUCCGAAACAGAAGAAGACAUGUCCUCUCCUCCUAAAGAGAAAUCGGACACCAAAGCUGGUCACCUGCCUGCCGGACCGUAUACGGAACAAUUCAUUUCAAUGGGUCAGCGAAAAAAAUUAAAGGCUGGAGGUAUGAGAAUUGUACAAAAGCAUCCACAUACUCCUCAUGGAGAUAGUAAGGAGGAUAAAAAGCAAGAGGAGGAGAACUGGGAAACCGGUACUGUACAACCUAAACCACCUCUGGUGAUAUCUGGUGCCAUUACACGGGGUGACAAGGAUUUUCCCCCAGCAGCAGCCCAAGUCGCUCAUCAGAAACCACAUCCAUCUGUUGAGAAACUGCCUCCUGCACAACAAGUAAACCAGCAUAUUCAUCAGCCCCGCAAGUUUUAAGCCAGUUUGAUGAGGGAGGGGUGACAUCCUGAAAAUAUAUUUGAUUUCCAUAUAGUCUUUAUAAAGAUCCACCAAGAUCCAAAUUUGUGACAUGGAUUUAAAAAUACAGUUGAAUACUCCCUCCACAAUAUGAACCAAAUACGAUAGAAUAAUGCCUGAUUUAACCUUUGAGGUACACUCUGUCAGAUGAAGCUUUUAUGUGAGAACUUGUUUUAUGCAAAUAUAAGGUUGUUGAAUAACAAUAAAUGUUUGGGAACAAUUUAAAUAGAAUCUAUAAUUAUAAUUUGGUUUUCAUUUUUAUAUUGGGGUAAGGCUCUGCAUGGAACCCGAGGAAAAGCAAAAUCGCGUUGCGAUAUAGCAUAACAUUGAUCUUAAUAUAACCCUAAUUGGGCAAACUGUGUGAUUACUGAUUAAAUUUAAACCCUAUAAGAAUUCAUUACAUGUGUUCUCUGGAGAUUUUUCACCAUGGACAAAUGUUUGCUUUGCAUUAAAUUUGACAAUUGUUAUAAA